AUGUCUACCACCUUUGAUCUUCGCAACCCCGGACGCCCGAUCCACGUCGGAGUUGUCUUGUUGAACACCGUGACCGAGCACCUCGACAUAGCCCCCGUCGGCUUCUUCCACAACAUCAGCAGGGACUUCGUCAAACACCUCCCCGACGCCGUCAUAUCCGAAGAUCUCAAAACCCAAGCCCUAGACUUCACCACCCACUGGGUAACCGAAGACGGCACCACUCCUGGUGCCCUGAGCGGAAACCUCAAUGUGAUCCCAACGGACUCCUUCACCACCUGUCCCCCACUCGACAUCGUAAUCAUCGGCGCCGGUCAAAUCGGCUACCAAGCUACCGCCACAGAGAUCGACUACCUCCGCAAAUGUUAUGCAGAAUGCUCCGCGUUCCUAUCCAUUUGCGGCGCAUCUGACUCCCUCCUAGCGACUGGGAUUCUGCAAGGUAAGGUGGCGACGGGGCCGAGAUUCUCCCUGUCGUUGUUCCGACAGAUGGCGCCGGGGACGACCUGGGUGGAGAAGAGAUGGGUGCGUGAUGAGAAGAUCUGGACUACGGGGACGUUGUUGAAUGGGCUGGAUGCGGUGGCGGCGUUUGGGAGGGAGAUGUGGGGUGGAGAGGGGACUUUGGUUGAGCAUAUGAUUCGGACGGGGUACUUUCCGACGAGGAAUGUGGAUUAUGAGGAUGAGUUGUGA
Aspergillus ibericus CBS 121593 is the source of this 684-nucleotide messenger RNA. RefSeq names its product class I glutamine amidotransferase-like protein. Lineage: Eukaryota; Fungi; Ascomycota; Eurotiomycetes; Eurotiales; Aspergillaceae. The coding region runs from base 1 to 684 and encodes 227 amino acids. The transcript is spliced from 3 exons. The record is from RefSeq and is a predicted model, not a curated record.